UGCAUCCGAGCUUAAAGCAGAAAGAACUAGAGCGCCGUAAUCUCUGAUGACCACUGAUGGAAAGGAAAGUCCUAUUUAGCUUAGCAGCUCGAAUGUAAAAACUGUUGUGGCUACAUCUAACAAAAUGUAUCAUUACAUCUACAGAAAGUUAAGGGGGGGUUGAAGUGGCCUUAGCCUUGUGAGGCAGCCUCAGCAUUCUGGGGAAUGGAGUUGGCAGGUUUCUCAGGUGGGAAUGGAGGUAAAGUUUCUUGAGACUGUUUCUGAGUUCCAGUGGUGAGAAAAGUGUUUAUAGUAGUGUCGUAUGGCAGAAGGGAGGUCAAGGAAACACAGCCUGGUUUGGAGGGGACAUCUGCAUCCUUCACUGUGGUCCCAAACCAUGAAUAUUGUGGGGCAGUUUGCGGAGACAGUGUUCGUGACGGUGAAGGAGCUGUACCGCGGGCUGAACCCUGCCACGCUGACCGGGGGGAUCGAUGUCAUCGUAGUGCGACAGCCCGAUGGAUCCUUCCAGUGUUCCCCCUUUCACGUCCGCUUCGGCAAACUGGGUGUGCUGCGCUCCAAAGAGAAAAUUGUGGACAUUGAGAUCAACGGAGAAUCAGUUAACCUGCACAUGAAGUUAGGGGACAAUGGAGAAGCUUUUUUUGUGGAGGAAAAUGAAAACGAGGAGUCCCAGGUCCCAGCCCAUCUGUGCACCUCCCCAAUUCCACUUGAGGCCGCUGAGGAGAUCGAGGAGACCCCUGAGGGAGCCUCCAUCACCGGCUCUGGUGCUCGCAGGAAGAAGCGUCGUCGCAAACGCAUCCGAUCUGAUACUCACCUGAGAGAAGAGGCCAGCUCCUCAUCAGAGGAGAGAGAAAGAGAAAAGGAGUGGGAGAGAGAAAGUGAUCCGGCCAGGCAGGAUAGCCCUGCUCAAGAUGAGCCCCUCACACCACUGCAAGUCAGUAAGUCAGUAUAUUACUCGAUGUGAGAGCCAAAUGAGAAUCUGGGGGCCACACAGACAAGAGACACUCAUCCACACUCUGAUGGAGAGCAGUCACCCACAGAAAGCAAUGUGUUCUACAGCCGAUCAUCUUCUCCUAAGAGCGACUCUGAGCUUUUAGUUAAACCCCAGGAGUCGUCUGGGCCUCAGAUGCAGUGGAACUGGGGAGGUUUUCCCAUGCUGUGUCAAUCUGAGCGGACACCGUUGGAGUUACAGCGCGUCUCCCCUCCCGACAGUUCUCAUUUCCGCACCAUUGAGAGACAGGACUCGUUUGACCUGAGCUAUGAGCCUGUGAUCAGCAGCGGCAGGGUGGGCAGUGUUACAGUGGUCAGGCCACAGCCCAGGACACCGUCCCUAGACCUGAGCAACCACACUAUGCAGACGCCCCCUUUUUCUUUGGAGAAGAACUCGCACAUGGCCCAUUCCACUCCCACCGACCUCUCUGAGUUUUGUGCAUCAUCAGCGAAGACUAAUUUGGACUCAACACAGGCGAUAGGAAACACAUUAGAGGAAGAGGAGAACAGAGACUCGCCUUCCUGUUCAGAUAAUCAAACUAAUGCCGCAGAUACUGUUGCUAGCAAAGAAAGCACAAUCAGCACCGUGACUGACGGUGUGACCAAACCAAACGACGCACAAAUACAACUCAUUAAAGAAAGAGACGACUGCACAGUUACAGCAACAAGUCCAAGUAGUACAGAGGUAUCAAAUCCACCACAGCAGGGGGCCUUAUCGGAGCAGAGGGAGCAGGGUUCCAACGGCAGUGCCCCAGUCAGCGAGGGGGACAGCGGGAUAGAUCCCUGCGCUGAGGGAGGGGAGGAGGACGGAGGAGCUGCAGGGACUGAAGGGCCAGCAGGAGGCUCACUGACAAACAAAACCGAGGGAUUAGCGAACCCUUCUGAGGCAUCCUCCAAAGUGGAGCAACAUGGCACGAAGAAAGGUAAACGUAAUCACCAUCUUGGACCAACCGAUAUUUACUUGGAUGACCUGACCAAGUUGGAACCCGAAGUGGCUGCACUCUACUUCCCCAAGAGUGAAACCGAGGGAGCGUCUCAGCUUGGGGGGGAGCAGGGCUCCUGCUCGGGGAGCCAGUCUCCUCAGUCAGUGGGCAGUGGGGCCAUGGACAGCGGGACAGAGUACCUGUCAGAUUCCACCUCCUACAACAUGGACGUCAGAAUGUCCCUCUGCGGACAAGUGGGAGACACUAGUCAAAUCACUAAAGAAAAGUUCAUGGAGCACAUCGUGACCUACCAGGAUUUCGCCAACAAUCCAGGAAUCAUUGAGGAUCCAAACCUUGUGAUCUGCAUCAACUCCAACUACUAUAACUGGGCCGUGGCUGCUCCGAUGGUCUUGUCAAUGACAACGUUCCAGAAAAGUCUACCCAAGAGUGCGAUAGAGCAACUGGUGAAGGACAAAAUGCCCAAAAAGUCUGGACGCUGGUGGUUCUCCUGGAGGAGGAGACAAAUGGACAAUAGCCAGCAAAAGGACUCAAAGGAGGAACAAGAGGAGCCACUGGCAACUGUUUCUUCCACAGUACAAGCGACAUUGGAUGACAUCGACAGUGACGAGGCGGCGGGCCUCGGCCGAGAAGCCUUUCUUCCUUCCGACCUAUCAACAGAAACCCUUAACGCCACUCAAUGUAUCACACAGAUCUAUCGCAAAUCACUGCGCCUGACCACUGAACAGAUAGAGCAUCUCAACCUGCGUGAAGGAGCCAACAAGGUGGUGUUCAGUGUGACCACACAGUACCAAGGCACCUGUCGCUGUGAGGCUGCCAUCUACCUUUGGAACUGGGACGAUCGAGUCAUCAUUUCAGACAUAGACGGCACAAUCACAAAGUCUGAUGCUCUGGGUCAUAUUCUCCCUCAGUUUGGAAAGGACUGGACACACAAAGGCAUCGCAAAACUCUACCACAAAAUACACCAAAACGGCUAUAAGUUCCUGUAUUGUUCAGCGCGGGCCAUAGGUAUGGCUGCCAUCACCAAGGACUACCUUCAGUGGGUCAAUGACAAAGGCAUAGUCCUUCCUCAAGGCCCUGUGCUGUUGGCCCCCAGCAGCCUCUUUUCAGCACUACACAGAGAGGUUAUAGAGAAGAAACCAGAGGUGUUUAAAAUUGCCUGUCUGAGCGACAUCAGGGACCUGUUCAACCCCCAGAGGAAGCCCUUCUACGCGGCCUUUGGCAACAGGACUAAUGAUGCGUUUGCCUAUAAGCAGGUUGGGGUGCCCGACACCAGGUUAUUUACAGUCAACCCAAAAGGAGAGCUCAUCCAGGAGAGGACUAAAGUCAGCAAGUCCUCGUACAGCCACCUCAGUGAGUUGGUGGAACAUUUCUUCCCCAUGCUCUCUGUCGGGGGCAGCACGUCCUCCGCUUUGGACUGUCCUGACUACAGCAGUUUCUCCUAUUGGAAAGAGCCUCUGCCAGAACUGGACCUGAAUGCGCUACUGUAGACACACAGACACGUUUUAAAGCAACCAUCAUAACUCUAUAUUUUAUCUCCUUUUUCCAGCAUGCCUGAAUAUUGCCUUUGACCGGACUGCCGACUGUAGUGCCUGAUUAUGAGACAGAAUAAAGGAAGAGCCAAAUUAAGUUAUAAAGUGCAUGGACUCAACAUUUCAAACAUAAGUGUCCACACAUAAUGCAGUACUUAAUCUCAGUGCUUUAUCACUGAGGAUGGCUGUUAACACACUAUUAAUUUAUUUUAAGGUGACACUCCUACAGGGAAAACAACUGGACACAUGUGCCUUUGGACUUUUUGAGUUAUUGCGUGUACCAUCAGUCAUUCCAGAAUUUGAAUUGAACACUGUCACACAUUUCAGCUCUAAACACUUAUCGUAAAAUCCUGCACAGGCCAAAACUAAUGCCAGUUUUGUGUGACUAAUAUGGAGAUGUUCAGUUCCUGCUUAAAGCUCAAACAUCUGGAAACACGGAUACAAAACAAACCUGUUACUCUUCAUCCAGUUGCUAUGUGUCGUUGAAAUAACAGAAUGUCUUUGUCUUGAGCAUUGUGGGGAAGAUGCUACAUGUACCAAGCAACCAAAUAUUGUAUGAGAAUGUUUUUAAAUGCUUUGUUUGUUUUUUUCAGGGUCUAGUGUAUUUAACUGAGGGUUAUCCCUGAGCAAUACUCCGUUGUUGUCAAGCACAAGAGUGUUUUCUAAGGAGAGCUUUGGAUGGGAAGUUGGAUUUUAUUUUCUCUGGUAAUUGCGGAAUCAAAGCCUGCAGUUGAAUGUGGAGUAGUAGUUUGUGGUGAGGGAUUCUAGGAGUUUAUUCUUCUCCCAGACUGCACUGCCAAUUUUAGAAAUGUUUGUAGGCCUACACUACAUGAAUGCGAAGGAGGGUCAGAUUUACUUUUAUUCCAGAUAAGUGUAAAGGGACCUCGGAGGGGACAACAGUGUUUUAGCCUGGCCAAGUGCCUUAUGUUGGUUGACUGUUAUAUUUAUUCAUUCUAAAUAUCUUUUGUUGUCAAACUGUGUGGAUAUGCAUUGGAGAUCAUUAUUUUAAACCAAAUGUAUAUACAUAUAAAUAAAAUGUAUAUUCAACACCA
Molecule: messenger RNA, 4512 nt
Organism: Eleginops maclovinus (Patagonian blennie)
Lineage: Eukaryota; Metazoa; Chordata; Actinopteri; Perciformes; Eleginopidae
Product: zgc:123305
Biological process (GO): cellular response to insulin stimulus; fatty acid catabolic process; positive regulation of transcription by RNA polymerase II
Cellular component (GO): nucleus
Molecular function (GO): transcription coactivator activity; phosphatidate phosphatase activity
Source: RefSeq, a predicted model, not a curated record